UGGGAAUAGGGUGGCAACAUCUUGAGGAUCGAAGCCUAAUCUUUGCUGCCAACCGUUAUUUCAGUUUAUUUAAUUGGAACUUUGGAUUCCAAAUCAUGUAUUGAUCCCCUGUAACGACGACGGGCUUAAAGAGUUUCGGAUUCCCAAUCAAAACUGAAGCCACCCAACCAUGGCGUCUAGCGUCUCUCAUCGCUACUGCUACCACAAUUUUUUGACGCAUUCACUUCUCCAUAGCUCACACAACUUCUCUUCCUCCGUUUUCACUCACCGGAAUCUACGAAACUGUAAAGUUUCAGUUCGCUUUAGGACUACUGCCAAAUCAUAUCUGAACAAAGUCCCGGGGGUUAAGCCGGACAAAUCAGCUCAUGAUUCCGAAUCUAGAACCGAAUCUUCAUCUAGUUCGGAUUCCGGGGUCAACAAUCCGGAUCCGGAUCCUCCAUUACGGCCGUCUCUCUGGAACUCGGCCUCUCCCAUAUUAGAGGGAUUUAAAGUGGAUGGACUGGUUAGGGAGAUUUUAUCAGUUGCAUUGCCUGCUGCACUGGCUCUGGCUUCUGACCCCAUUGCUUCGCUUAUUGAUACUGCAUUCGUUGGCCACUUGGGAUCGGUUGAAUUGGCAGCAGUCGGGGUUUCAGCAUCAGUGUUCAACCUUGUAUCGAAGUUGUUCAACAUUCCUCUCCUGAAUGUUACAACUUCUUUUGUUGCCGAAGAGCAGGCAUUACUGAAAACUGAUGGUGGUGCCGGUCAACAUGGCAAAAUUAUUCUUCCUUCAAUAUCAACUUCAUUAGCACUUGCUACGGGCCUUGGCAUUGCAGAAGCUAUUGCAGUUUCUUUUGGCUCCAGCUUUCUGAUGGAUACAAUGGGUAUAACUGCUGAUUCGCCAAUGCGCACACCUGCUGAGCAAUUUCUUACCAUGAGGGCAUUUGGUGCUCCAGCAGUUGUAAUAGCACUUGCCACUCAGGGAACCUUCCGUGGGUUCAAGGACACAAAGACUCCUCUAUAUGCAGUUGGUACCGGUAACUUGCUGAAUGCAAUAUUGGAUCCAAUUUUGAUAUUUUUCUGUGGUUUUGGCAUAAGUGGUGCUGCAAUUGCUACUGUGAUUUCUGAGUACUUGAUUGCUUCCAUCCUGCUCUUCAAGUUAAAUGAACGAGUCAGUCUUAUUGUUCCAGAUAUUGAUGGGGGAAGAGUUGUUCGAUAUUUGAAAUCUGGUGCUCUACUUACUGCGAGAACAUUAGCAGUUUUUGCAACCACUACACUAGCAACUUCACUGGCUGCUAGAGAGGGUCCAGUAUCUAUGGCUGGUCAUCAGAUUUGUUUCCAAGUUUGGUUGGCAUUGUCUAUGCUUACUGAUGCUUUAGCUCUGGCAGGCCAAGCUUUCCUUGCCAGUGAUUAUUCUCAAGGUAACUAUAGCAGAGCACGUGAAGUGGUCUACAAAGUCUUGCAGAUUGGUAUGGUAACCGGAGUGGGCUUAGGUGUGAGCUUGCUCCUGUGGUUUGGAACAUUGUCCAGCUUAUUCAGCUCAGACUAUGACGUCCUACAAAUCGCCAAAUAUGGUACUUUGUUUGUUGCUGGAUCUCAACCAGUGAACGCUAUUGCUUUUGUUUUUGAUGGACUAUAUUACGGGGUCUCAGACUUCGAAUUUGCUGCUUACUCAACGUUAGUGAUUGGAUUGAUCUCCUCCUCUUUCUUAUUGGUGGCUGCUCCUUUCUUUGGUCUUGCUGGAGUUUGGGCAGGGUUGUUUCUUCUCAUGGCUUUGCGUGUGGUAGCAGGAUGCCUAAGACUAGGAACAAGAACUGGACCCUGGAAAUUGCUAUGGCCUGAAUUCCAGCAGGACACUACUAAUGUAGCGGAUGGGUUGUCAGUGCAAAAAAAAAAACAGAACAUGAAUAGUCUUUAGUAUAUUUACAUAUGAUGUAUGUAUGUAUACAUAAUAUACAUAUUAUGUAUGUAUAUAUGUAAACUACGUAUGUCCUAAUAAUAUGACUUGGUUUGCAAUUCUGGAUUCCUUAAUGAAAACUGUAUCUCAGAAAGCUCAGCCGUCAGCAUCUCAUAUAUGCAGCUAGAAAAUGUAAAGAUCUCAGGUAUAACCUAUGUGCUACAACCUAACCAGCAAUGAGUAGAGAUAAAAUUGAACCUGCUACUUUUACAAGUCUUUUUAGAUAUUAGUAACACCUGUGAAGAGAGUUGAAAAUCAAAGCAUUUCAACAAAGAAAGCUUCCAACUUGUUAUCUAGUAGCUGUGUGUUAUAAUGUUCAUUUUAGUGAAGAACAAAAAGCUGACUAAGGGCAAAGAUUUGAUAGAAAGAGAAUGUUUUUCUGUUAUAGGUUAGGUAAUUUAUCAUACCCCUCCAAACCCCGAACAAAUUUUCUUUUGGUCUCGAUAUGAUUGUAUUUGGUUUUACUUUGUAAUAAAGCAAGCAAAAUACUGUUAUGACAACACAUCAAACAAUAAGUAAUCAAUAAUGUCUUUAUCCUCUUCUUUUAUUCCCUCUUUACCAGCAUACAAUAAUCUCAAGAAAUAAUUGUAGAGUAUAGUGUAUUGGAUCUAAUCUAUCUACUGCGCUCCGGCAAAUAAAGUCAGUCUCCAUCUUGUUUUGCUUUUGAAUCAUCAUCUGUAUCAAACAGCUCAAGGUUUGGAGCCAUACUAAAACUCUCUUGCAACAGGUUCUUAAAAAAAUCACUCCCAUCCUGAUUCUCCAUGAAGAAUAAGGUUUCUGUUAAGUUUAUGUGUUCAUCUGUAUAGUGAUUGUCUUCUUCCAGCAAAAGGCUCUGCAAAUAGUCAAGUUGUGUUUUCAACUCAGGUUUCGGCUCAGCUGAAUCUCUAUUCUCAUCCUGGCUAACCCAGGAGUGAUCUGAACAGUUCAAAUCCAGCAUUUUUUCAUCUUCAAACUCUUUUAAAGAAUCUAUCAUUUGGGGAACAAAAACCCUUGAUUCAUCGUCUUCAACCGUGCAAAUUGAGGAAGAACCAGAAUCAUGUCUUGUCAAAACAUAUGACUCCUCUGCACUGAAUGGUUCUGACCCCUCAUCAACUGAACAAACUGUGGAACCAGAAUCAUAUCUGUCCUCUACUCCUACACCAUCUGGGAAGUUAAGUAUGGCAUUUGGGCCAUACAUUACCCUGGCAGCCAUAUCAUAAGCAAGAGCACCUUCAACAGCUGUGUCAAAGGUACCUAACCAAUAGCGGCGCGCUUUACCGCCAUAUCUAUCACCGAGACCACAAGAAGACGGCUCCCGGAUUUCUGCAACCCACUUUCCCCAAGUCCUCUGCCUGACACCCCUGAACUGGUGAUUUGAAUUCUCAGGUCCUCCUCUACCAUGAAUGCAGUCCUUGCUUGGUGAUCCCUGAGAAGGAGAAGGACAAGCAGCAGCAGCCGUCCUCUUCUUCCUAGCCACAACCACACCAGUGGCAGCCUGGUUGGUGUUAUUUAAAGCUUUCCAUCUCAUUAACAUCUCCUCUAGAGGUUCAUACCUGUUGCGUCUUUUUCUCAUCUUAUACUGCUCACUCAACAAGCAAAUUUUCAACUGUAAGGUUCUAUGAAUCUUCUUAUUCAGCUAUUAGAGGGUGCCCUCCUUCCCCUUGAAAGAUUUGUUAUAGUUGCUCUGGCAAGCCUUCUAGUGAACUUUUCGCCUCUGCGUAAACUUAGGAAAUUGCUGGAAUGUUUCCGGUUAUGGAAGAAUGAGAUUUUUAUAAUAAAUGAAUGAAUGAAUAAUAAUAAUACUUGGUGAUCACGGGUGAGGUUGAGAUCCUGGCUGCAUAUGGAGAAGCGUAUUGGCGUCCCAGUUAAGUAAUAACUCUAAGAACGAGCUUCGAUGGGAUAUUACUUGAUACGGUACAAGAAUUGUAAACCUUGGGCGCCAAGGAAACGACUUACCCCCUCCUCCCUAAAAUAAUACUCCCUACUAUGUAACAUUAUGCCCCGUUUUUUCUUACCAAACAUAUAGUUUUGGGAUAAUGUUCAAAUUCGGCACUAUGGUUUCACGAGAAUCUCAUAUUGGACAUUAAGGUUUUAAAUAUACCAAAUUGGACACUAUGGUUACAUAUGCAUCUCAUAUUGGACACUGAAAUUUCAUAAUUCGUAGUUUUUGGACACUCACUUAUGAUUCUCUUCUUCCCUUAAUAAAAAUCGUUAGUCUUACAUUUCCUUUCCUUUUUGGUGAAAG
This is a messenger RNA of Cuscuta europaea, 4157 nucleotides long. NCBI's taxonomy places the organism in Eukaryota, Viridiplantae, Streptophyta, Magnoliopsida, Solanales, Convolvulaceae. The record is from the annotation of a GenBank genome assembly.